Molecule: messenger RNA, 3377 nt
Organism: Lytechinus pictus (painted urchin)
Lineage: Eukaryota; Metazoa; Echinodermata; Echinoidea; Temnopleuroida; Toxopneustidae
Product: interstitial collagenase-like
Exons: 9
Coding region: 326-1912 (528 amino acids)
Biological process (GO): collagen catabolic process; extracellular matrix organization; proteolysis
Cellular component (GO): extracellular matrix
Molecular function (GO): metalloendopeptidase activity; zinc ion binding
Source: RefSeq, a predicted model, not a curated record
AGAACACAAAACGUAUGAGGAGUUGAAGAAUAUCAAGACACGCUGAGCAGACGGCUAUAUGUGGAUCAUCGAGAAAGUGAUCGAUAUCCGUUGAUCUGCAAUAUACUUCCAAUAAAUUUGGCAUUAAAUCGAAUCCACGUGAGAUCAAUCCAACAAGUAUAGGAGAACAAAAAAUUAAUUGUUUCAUUCCAGCGUCUAAGAAUAUUGUACUGUUCUACGUACUGGUUGCAUUUCCAAUUGCUCUGUGAUGUGAUUGCUAUUUUAAUUAUAUUGUUACUUAUAUUACCACCGCAAAGGAAAAUUUAUUGAACCAAAAUAGUUUGAUAUGAACUUCGGAUUGUUGAAAAUGGAAGGACUAUUUUUUCAUUGUAUUCGACACUGUGUUAACAGUGGCAUCCAUACUACAGUUCUGACAAUUACUGUGGCGAUCUCGCUCUUAGUUUGCAACAUCGAAUCUGCAUCAAUCUCUGAACAGGCUGUCAAACAUUAUUUAGAAGAGUUUGGUUACCUGACGAGUACAUCAAUCAAAGUUGCACCCUCUGAAGAGAAAAUUACACAUGCGCUCCAUAAAUUUCAAAAGUUUUCUGGAUUACCCGAUACAGGCGAAGAAGACAUGGUGACGAUGACCAAAAUAUUAGAGCCUCGAUGUGGUAAUAGUGAUAUCGACGACCAAGCUAUGACGUCAUCAAGGGGAAGAAUACGACGAAAGAGAUUUGUCAUCAUUCGUCCGUGGCCUAAGAAUGAUUUAACAUAUAAAAUCUCAAUUUAUACCACGAAACUUCCUGCGGGUAUAGUCAACUUUGAAGUGGCUAGGGCAUUCAAGCUAUGGUCUGACGUUGCCCUACUCACGUUCACUCAGAUCUAUAGUGGCGAUGCUGAUAUCGAUAUAUCGUUUCAUAUUGGUAGCCAUGAUGAUGAUCGUCCGUUCGAUGGUCCUGGGAGGGUGCUGGGGCAUGCAUUCCCGCCAAGUGUUACAACAUCCAGGCCAGAACUCAUUGGUCAUAUUCAUCUUGACGAAGAAGAGAACUGGACAGCCAAUUCACCAUCAGGAAAAAAUCUUUGGUUGACAGUGGCCCAUGAGAUAGGUCAUGCUAUUGGACUGGGUCAUUCUAAGGUAUUGUCAGCCCUCAUGUAUCCUUGGUACCGGACCUUUGAUCAAGACUUUACCCUCGAUCAAGACGACAUCAGAGGGGUUCAGUUUCUCUAUGGUGCACGACCGGGAACUGAGCUGGUUUCUCCGACAAGCUCUCCUCAAGGACCAAACAACCCUAACAUACCAGACCUCUGCAGCGUGUAUACUGAUACCAUAACAUUCACAGCCAUGGGAAACAUGUAUGCCUUUAAAGAUGGGUUUUAUUGGAUAUUGGAGAAGGGUCAGCUGGUCCCUGGAUUUCCAAAACUUAUCUCGGGAUACUGGCCGGGACUUCAAAGCAACCUCUCCGCCUCCCUCUCCAUGAAAAAUCCUAGAGUGUGGGGAGCAGAUGUGGGCAAGACUUACUUCUUUAAGACUAUAUCAGGAAGUGUUGCCGUGUGGAAGUACAGUGCUGAAAACACUUUAGAACCUGGUUAUCCCAAAGCGUUUGAGAAUGUGUUCCCUGAUUUUGGGUCGAGUCGACCAAUUAUCUCAGUACAGGGAGUGGCAGAAAUAAGCGGGAAUGGCGAAACCAUUUUCAUCAUGGACAAUCAAAUCUACCUAUACGGGUGGGAGAAGGUGUUCCGAGGACCAUACGCCAUCACUGACAUCUUCCCUAACCUAUACGGCAAGGUUGCUUCUGUGAUCCAAGGAGCAGACAACUAUCUCUAUUUCUUCACGGAGAAUGGUUUAUACUAUCAGGUGUCACCUUGGACAUUCAACCUCAGUACCUACUUCCCUAGACUUGUUGUCCAAGACUGGUUCAGUUGUAACGAGUGAGAAUCUUCUAGAAAUAACCGUUGCAUAUACGGGAGUCUUUUAUUAUGAAGGAAACAUCUGAAACAUUUUUUCCUACCCGGGCCCUUUUUGGGUUUUUUGUUUUGUUUUACUAUAUAUAAACUUAUUCUUUUGAUAUUGAUAAAACUAAAUAUGAAAAGUGUAUUUGAAUUUUCUUUUAAAAGUUACAUCAUUUGCGAUUAAACUUACAUCGAAAAGUCAAAUGGUUAUUAUGAUGUUUAUCAAUGUUAGCAUGUUUAGUUUACAAUGCGAAGGCUAGACCUUUUUGAUAAUAUCAUCUUCCUUUUAUACCUUAUUGUGUUGUUUCAUUUAAUUCUAUUACGAGUUGAUCAAACAGGGACAGAUAUAGGUGCACCCAUGCGCAUAUAUGAAAGUUACAUCGAGUUAAUUUAUUCAACGGUGUCUAGAAUAGGAAAUGUUUUUCCUUUAGCAAAACACACAAGGCUCAAUAUAAAUGCUUUGAUAACGAAAUAUUCAAAUGGUUAUACAUAGGAAAAGAAAAGAACGAAAUAGGUCGAUAUUUGAAUAGCUAAAGAAUUUCAGGUUAAUUCCACCCCAAUAAAAAAAAACGUUGAUUAGAAUAAAUAGAGAAAAUCAAAAUUCUACGUUUCAUAUCAUGAAAAUAUUUCGAAAAAUAUUGAGUUUGUGAGGUCAUGGGUCACUCAAUCAAAUACUGAUCAGGAUGUACAUAUCUUUUGCCCCCCCCCAAAAAAAAUAAUAAGCGAAACUUAAAAUGUCUAUUAUUCAAAUCAACUUGCUUUUGGUGUGGGUGUGGCCUUAAAACAUUGUAAAAUUGUGUAAAUGUAGUUGAAAUUCAAUUUUAUCAUGUUUAUUGGUGUAUUAAACGAAUGAAUACAACUGAAUGAACGAAUUAUAAGCACAUGUACUCACGGAGGCGAGCCCAUUACAGAGUAGAAGGAGGGGGUAUAGGUACAUGUAUAUAAAGAACUAAAUAUAUAAUUAAUUAAAAAAAAAACGCAAAUUUGAUAUGAUGAAAAACAAAUUGAUUGAAAAUUUCACCACUUACUAGUUGGCGUCAAAGUAUUGAGAUGGGAUUGUUGUGGACAAAAUUCUAUUAAUAUAUCACUGAAAAUGUUAAAGUACUAAUAUUGAAAAUAUAGGGUAUUUUAUCAUGCUAAUUAGAGGAGAAAUGAGAUGAAGUUAUUAAGUUGCUUAUUAGAUGUGAAUUUGUUUAUAUAUACUUCAGGGAAAUGUAGUGUCAGUAUAUGGGGCUGGAACCCAAACAAAAUGGCACUCACGUAUUAUUGAGUUUUAUUUGUAUCUUUAAGAUGUAUUUAAGAAAAAGAAUAUAUCAAAUAUGAAGAAGAAUUUAGAAUCUAUGUAUAGCAUCCUGAUUACAAAAAAAGAAUUUUCAUUCCCUAUAUUAAAACACCGUUUUAAUCAACGUUUGCAUAUUAAAUUAUACAAAUAAUAUCAGUAUGCUUGA